Vitis riparia (riverbank grape) is the source of this 273-nucleotide messenger RNA. Its product is annotated as NAC domain-containing protein 2-like. The transcript has 3 exons. NCBI's taxonomy places the organism in Eukaryota, Viridiplantae, Streptophyta, Magnoliopsida, Vitales, Vitaceae. The coding region runs from base 1 to 273 and encodes 90 amino acids. Gene Ontology annotation, molecular function: DNA binding. Gene Ontology annotation, biological process: regulation of DNA-templated transcription. The record is from RefSeq and is a predicted model, not a curated record.
AUGGGAUAUAGAUUCUUGCCCACAGACGAAGAACUGGUGGUGUAUUACUUGAUCAACAAAGCAUUUUACAGGCCUCUUCCAGCUGAAGUCAUUCCAGACAUCCGUGAAAGAGAGUUUUAUAGCAGUCCUCCUUCCGAUCUAGCCAAGAAAACACACUGGAGGAUGGAAGAAUAUCGACUGCCCAUUGACUUUUAUAUGAAAAAUGAUAUGAAGGGAGAGGGACUGGCAUUGGGAAGAAUUAGAAGGAACAAGGAGUAUGAUAGUGGGUUCUAA